Messenger RNA from Trichosurus vulpecula (common brushtail), 5624 nucleotides. It is a transcript of the gene NUDT16L1, whose product is annotated as nudix hydrolase 16 like 1. Lineage: Eukaryota; Metazoa; Chordata; Mammalia; Diprotodontia; Phalangeridae. The transcript has 3 exons. The coding region runs from base 118 to 753 and encodes 211 amino acids. The record is from RefSeq and is a predicted model, not a curated record. Gene Ontology annotation, cellular component: nucleus. Gene Ontology annotation, molecular function: snoRNA binding.
AGAGUGGGUGGGGGGAGAGCUCGGCCUCCCUUCUCCGGAUUGGUGGAAACGCGAGGAAGGGGGCGGGGCCGCACCUACUUCUCUGCCGCCUGGGCGUGCUGCGUCCUGGCGGGCAAGAUGUCGGCUUCGAGGGUUCCGGAGCUGAAGCAGAUCAGCCGCGGGGAGGCUAUGCGUCUCGGGCCCGGCUGGAGCCACUCUUGCCACGCCAUGCUGUACGCAGCCAAUCCCGGACAGUUGUUCGGGCGGAUCCCUAUGCGCUUCUCGGUUCUGAUGCAGAUGCGCUUUGAUGGGCUCCUGGGCUUCCCUGGGGGGUUUGUGGAUCGUCGGUACUGGUCCCUGGAAGACGGGCUAAAUCGGGUGCUGGGCUUAGGCUUGGGCUACCUCCGCCUCACGGAAGCCGACUACCUGAGCUCCCACCUGACGGAGGGGCCGCACCGUGUCGUGGCCCACCUGUACGCCAGGCAGCUCACCCUGGAGGAGCUGCACGCCGUGGAGAUCAGCGCCGUGCACUCCCGGGAUCACGGGCUGGAGGUGCUGGGCCUGGUCCGGGUUCCCCUGUACACCCAGAAGGAUCGAGUUGGUGGGUUCCCCAACUUCCUUAGCAAUGCCUUCAUCAGCACUGCCAAGCACCAGCUGCUCUUUGCCCUGAAGGUGCUGAACAUGAUGCCUGAGGAUAAGCUGGCAGAGGCCUUGGCUGCUGCUACUGAGAAACAGAAAAAGGCCUUGGAGCAACAGCAGACAGCUUCAUCAUGAAGCCAUACAACCUCCAUCCCUUAGGCUAGGUUUUCUCUCCUUAUCUCUUUUCCCUGCCCCAUCUUUUUUCCAAAUUUUAUAUGCCCCAGGGGCUGAGAAAAGACAAGAUAAUUCAUUAGAGGUGUGGGGUUUCUCCCGGUUUCCCUCCUAGGACUGAAAAGGAGUGCCUUUCAUUCCUGUCUUCAACCUGUGCACAGUCCCCUUUUCUUUGGCCUCAUUGCAAAGCAGCAGCAGCAGCCCGGGCUGGCACUUCAGGUUUGUUUAGAGGGGUACCUAAAGGUCACAGGGUAAGGAGCAGCACCCAUCCAAGGUUUUGAGUGACCCAUUUAUUAGCACUAGCUUAAAUGUUUGGCCUUUGGGGUCAAGGUCAAGACCUUAACAUUUCUCUGCAUGAAUCUUUUGUUUAAGGGGGCAGUUGUCAGUUUGGUUCAGGCCCCAGAAAUAAGGGUGUUCUGGUUAAAAAGGUUCCUUAAUUCUUGAGGAUGCUUUUGGUUACAUUGACAUAUUCCUGCUUGUUCCAUUUCCUCAGCCCAAAGAGAGAAGGAAUCAAGGUUUUGGUGGGAUGUGGCUGGGGCUUUUUUGGUUCUCCUUAUUUUGAAAUUGUUAGGUUUUCUACUCAUGUGGUAUAUGGGAUUUUACAGUAACUUUUACCUUGCCUCUGCCUGUUUUGAAAGAGCUUGGGAAGUUUAGCCUGACUAGGGUGGAUAGGGGAUGCUCCUUCCCUGGGAAGACUGGGAAAGGGCUAGGUUUUUGUGCGUGUGUGUGUGUGUGUGUGUGUGUGUGUGUGUGUGUGUGUGUGAAAGAGUGUAUGAGUGUAUGUAUGUGUGUGUGUGUGCAAGCAAGCGCGCGUGUGUGUGUGUGCAUGCUUCCUCAAGUGCAAAUCUUAGCAGGAAAGAAAAAUAAAGUAGCUUGACAGCUCUUUGGUGUGGCCCUCCUUUUAUCUCUAGCAGAGGGGAUGCUAGAGUCCCCAUCCCUGGGAUCCUGGCACUGUUCCUAGCUGAGAGUGCCAAAGAUUAAAGGAUAAGUGUGAGAUGCUAUGUUUUCUUAGGAGUGGACUAGGUGGUCAUCACUGAGCCGUCCACAUCCUUUCAGAUCCCUGGAAGUGUAUUUUUAAGAAAGCUGACUAGGACUUGGUGGGGGAGGGGAUGGGUGCGCAGUAUAGCUUAGGACUUUCAGACUGUUCAGAGCUGGCUGUAUCAAACUUGUGACCCUGGCCUUAUUAAUACCAUGUUCUAUCAGGUGAAAUAACGCUGACUCUGGGACACUGACUUAGGUCACAAAGAAGUAAAGGUUCUGUUGUCUUACGGUUUUGAGUAGGAAGAAGUAGGACCUGGGCUGUGCUCGUACAUUCCCUGGCUUACGAGAAGUCGAGUGCUAGGUUCAGGACAUUUUAAGAGGGUUAUGGUAUAGUUCUGACAUUUCUGCAUGCCUGGCAAUCUUAAUGACUUCUGUAUUGGACUUUGAAGGUAUCUGUUAAUUAAAUCUUAGGCUUCCUUUCCUGACCAAGCUGAAAAGAAGGGGACUAGCCAGAGCUGUUGUGGCUGAUGUGUGUGUGUUAGGCCAGUGACCAUCAGCUUUUCUGUGGUUAUAACACUCUUACUAGUUUUAGAACGUUUCUUCUACCUCCCCUUCCCCCUCGCACUUACAAACAAACCCAAAUCCUACAAACUGUUAUGUACCUUACUUAUUUUUUAAGUUGUAAAAUCUAAUUCUUGAAUGAGUGAAGAAGGGAGUGACUGAGCUUGCAGAAAAUGGCUUAAGGAAUCACUGCACUGGGCAGGUGCCAAGUGCAAAAUAAGGCUAGAAGAAUUGAUCACUUAGGGAACUGAGCAAAAUAGGGCCCCAGCUAAGGUGAUUCAGAAAGCACAAGCAGAGGGACUUUCAGCCCUGUGUCAUUUAUUGGGCAAUGUGACCUAGACUAAAAGGAAAGUCAUGUGGCCCCAACAAAGUAUCCAUUUUGUUCUCUUGUCUUGUAAAGAAAGACAACUGAUUUUUCCUAGGACAUUGGUAGGAGACGUACAACUCAGGAAAUUUUCUCUGGUGGGGAAGGAUAAAUCCAAAGUAAUGACAGUUACUAGGAAGCUGCAGCAGGCAUGGCUGGUGAGGGCAUCCUCUGUUACUUCCCCAAAAAUAAUGGUAGCCCCAACUGAGAGAAAUACUUGUUUUGUGUAACUAAGUACCCCAAAUGGGAGCUAACCUAUGUGGGAGCAGAAAACAGCCAUGAUGAGUUUUCACAUGUGGUAAGGGAUAAGGAACACAGGGGUAGGUAGGUGGCAUGUAUCACAUGCCAAGAACCACAAAAAUAUAAGGACAGGUGCUAGGGUUGGACUAAUAGGUUCACAAAGAGACUCAGGGCUGACAGUAUUUAUUGUUAACCUUGGUAACCUAUUGGUAACCUUGAAGCUAUAGGACACUAUGAACAUAGCUCCAAGUUCACAUCUUUUCUCAUUAUUCCCUUUAAAAGACUGACAUUUAGUUUUGAAGAAAUCCAGUUCUCUGAGACCCUGAACACAUCCUUAGGGUUUGGUUUAGCUCACUCUGGGUUGUAUGGGCAAAUCACUGUGACUAUAUGAUCAUCAUAUGCAACCUCAGUCUGGGGUGGGGGUGGGGCAGCGUUUAUGAGAUCUGGGCCAAGAGAGAGAAAGCCUCAGGGCUGACAGAAUUUAUAAGUUUUGUGAAAAAAAAAAUUGGCAGUCCUAUCUGCUGACUUAAUAUACAAAAUAAUUCUCCUUGGACACCUGCAUGUUCUUUGCCAACCUAAUCAAGCCAUGUAGUUGGUAGUAAUUAAAAGACUAUGGUUAGUCUCCUAUAGGUUGCAAGGAUUUCCCUCCGUGUGCCUCUCAGGGGCUCUUCUAUCGCACUGACAAAAGUAAAGGGUGGUCACUGUACAAGCUGGGUAACAGGACUUUGUAGGGAUUCAUCUUGGGCUCAGAGAUCAAGACUUAUUUGCAAAAAAAAAAAAAAGUCUAGGGCUUAAAUGGACAAAACCAGUGCUUUAAAUAGUUUGGAUUUUCAGCCUCCCCUCAAGGUACACGUACCUCCCCACCACUCAGUCCAGCCUGGGAUAUCUAUCAGCCUGGAAGACAGCCCUUCUACUUCUUGUUUAAAGAAUCUGGGACUCCACACAUACCAGCUCUAAAAGAGGGCUGUGGCCCUGGAACACCAUCUGCCUAAAGGGAACCAUUAGAAACCUGGUGUGGUAGUUGGUCAGCACAGUGGCUGGCACCAUUAAGUUGGAUCCCUGCAGAGGAUGGGGGGAGUGCCAGCAGGUCCAUGGGGAACUGUUGCUGGAAAAUUUGUUCUUAAGAGUCAAAAUGUAACAGUGAAUCCGCUGACAAACUCAAGUUUUAUUUUACAGAAAACAAAGGAAAAUCCAGAUCUGGGUCCCUGUGUUAGUACCCAAACUAAAGCCCAAGUAGCCACCUGCUGUGGGAAAAUAAAUGCUUCAUAGCAGCCAUCUGCAUCUAGGAUUUGUCUUUGUGCUGCAGGAAUGUAUCUGGACUCUAAGUCUGAGAAGGAAGCCCACAACUGAGACAUUCAUGUGCCCUUUGAUAGGCUCUCCUUCAUCUGCUGCACCUUGUUCUUCUUCAGUGCUCACAACUGAUACGCCCUCCCUCAGUGGGUGGGGCCUGCUCUCUGGCCUGAGGAUGGCCUUGUUUCCUGGGGUCCCACCACCCCCCUCACGGUGUUGCAAAUAGAGAGGGAUGGACUCUUGGCCCCAACCCACUUAUUCUUCCAGGCACACAGUUUCAGGGUGGAGUGGUCACCCGACGUCAAUUUCUGGAAAGCAAGUUGACGAUGAUAUAGGUCUAUGCCAAACCAAAAUAAUUAACACAUGUCUAUACAUUCAGAUUACAAGAGAAGUCUCAACCUGUCUAACUUUUCUCUCCCCUUCUGGUGCAAUUUGACCCUUUAAAAGGGUCCCUAAAACUACAGGGUCCCUUUUUACAACUGGCUUGUUAACUUUAAAAAACUGAAACAAUAAAAACCCUGUCAGCUGAAUGAGUCCAAACGAUUCAACUUCACACCUUUCUGUUCCGGUGUAAAGACAUGACCUGUCUGGGUUUUACUUGGAGCUUCAACACUCACCAUCAUGUUCUAUGGUUCUCUCCAAUUCUGCUUCCCAUUUAGGACUUGCAGCUUUUCUAGGCUCUGGUUCAUGGAACACAGAGCUUUCCCUAGAGAGAGAAAUUUAUUUUGUUUUUUUAUUCCUUAAACCAAUAAGAAAAGAAUUUUUCACAGGGCACAGUGGGCCCCACGUGUAUCCUUCUAGAUGAAAGGCUAAAAUGUGAUGCUAAGUGUAUAAAAUAGUAACUUCCAAUUUUGUAGUAGAAGACUACACAGUGCCUCCUCAGAUUUGCUAGGUGCCCCUGGUGACACCCAAGUCCACUGCUCUUGCUCUUUCACCAAGUGGGGUUGGUACCACUUAAAAGUGAGUGGACAGAAAAAGUACUUCCAAGGAUGACAUCCCUAGGUAAGGUAUACAACAGAACUUCUGGAGAUGAGCUUAGUCUCCAGAGCUGCCCUCAAUGUCUCUGGACGUAGGUGGUACUGUGGUUAGAGCAAUAAUGAUACUUAGAAGGUUGUUGUGAGGAUCAUUGGAGAACAGUGUGCAAACGUUAUAUAAGCUCUAUAAACACUAGGUGCUGUUAUAAUUACAACUUUACUACAUAAAGCCCUCGUACAUUGUAAUCAAGUUUACUGCUGUAGCACCCUUCAGAGAUGGCCACUGUCAACGUUCGGUAGAGUGUACCAUAGAACUUAGAUUGUGAACUUAGAGACAAAAAGCUUUAAAUAUCUGAACAAAAAAACCCUUGUACUAUUUUGACAGUGUCCCUUUUAUAUAAUUAAAGAGUUGGUUUUAAUGUGGA